Messenger RNA from Vombatus ursinus (common wombat), 1645 nucleotides. RefSeq lists its product as uncharacterized. The transcript is spliced from 4 exons. Lineage: Eukaryota; Metazoa; Chordata; Mammalia; Diprotodontia; Vombatidae. Bases 7 to 756 code for a protein of 249 amino acids. The record is from RefSeq and is a predicted model, not a curated record.
UUGAGGAUGAAGCAUUGGGGGCCCCUGCAGCUUCUGCUGAGCUUCCUGCUCUGGGGAUGGGGGGCCCUGUCCCAGGACAUGGGCUGUGUCCAGGUCCACCCUUGCACCUGCCUCCUGCGGGGGAGUCAUCAGGUGAUCAAUCUGGCCGCCGUGGGACCCCUGACCAUCCCCUUAGCUCCCGACAAGGAGCCUGGUGGAUAUGUGCAAUUCAGCCCUUGCCAGCCUUUCAGCGAGCCCGCUAACCUCAUCUCCACCGACUGUGUACAGGUGGCUGCAUGUGUGACCCUGAGGCAGGCAGGCUCAGGGGAUCUGCACCAUACUGCCUAUGGCAGGCACCAGAGGAGUGAAUUUUGGUACAACAGCAGCACCCGUGUCUUGACUGUCACGUACCCUGCCUGGCCUAGCAGCUCCCUGAACACCCUGGUCCACUUUAACUGCAGCCCAGUGAGGACUGUGGCCCACAUGUCCCUCCUGUCCACCCACCUGGAGGUCUUCAUCCAGACUCCCUGUGCCUGUCCAGACCACUGCCGACUCUGGAGCCCAGAACCCAGCUCCCUCAUCGCCAUCUCAUUCUUUGUGACCCUUGGCAUCUAUCUCCUCUGGGGUGUUUGUGGGCUGCCUGCCAUCAACACCGACAGAGGAAGCUGGCUCAUCCCUCAAGACCAGUUUGGGUGCAGCCCCUGUUCCUCUUGCCUUGGGAAAUCAGAGGAAGACAAAGAAAACAUCCCCCUUAUGGGCCUCUGUCCUGGAACUUAGAAUUCAGCUGAGACCCUCCUGGCCUGGGGUCUCCACUGCGAUGUAAAGAGCCAGAUGUGUAGGCUGUGAUUGAAGGAGCAGAAUGGGAACGAGAUGUGCCUGACCUCAACAGAGAUUUCUUUCUAUGCCCUUCCUCCUGGGGAUAUUGAGUUUGAAGAGGGAGGGGCCUCAAGGGUCAUCAGUCACAGAUAGAGAAUUUGGGAGGGGAUGCGAAUUAGGGCCAGCUGACCUUACUGUGGCACAAUCCUAACCAGUACAUACUGAGGAGCAGGAUUUAAGUAGUAUCUGGAAAGAUUUCUAGCCCUGACAAGAGACCUAUAUCUCUUCAAUCUAGAAGGAGAGUUUGUAAUCUCCUUAUUAAACUUCCCUUGGUGGUCUUAGCUUUGCCUCGGAAUUCUGAAGUCACCAGUUAUGCCUCCCUCAGUCUUGGCUGCUGUCCAGUCCCAUCCAACCCAGCGUACCACCCAGCCACCCUACGUACCACAGCACUGUCAUAAGACAUCGGGCCAAAAGGCAGGAGAACCUGGCUCUAAGGUCACCUUGGACAGUGUCUUCCUUCUCUGACCCUUAAGUCACCUUCUGUGCCACAUUGACAGGUCAGGAAGACAGGAGGACCUAGAAAGGAGAUAUUCUCAUCCUUCCAUUGAGAUAAGAAACAUUCUUAAGGGCUCUGGCAUUGAGCCACCUAGCAACAGAGGGAGAGGAGCAAGUAAGCAUCAUGGGAGCAGGAAAGUGGAACCAGGAAGGGGACUAAGAGAGGGAGGGGAAUAAAAAGCAAAGUAAUCCUGCUAGAAGGGCAGAUGAGAUACAAACCAAGGUGAACAGAGCUGAGGAAAGGAGUAGAGAGAGGUGUUGUUCAAUUGUUUCAGUCACGUCCGACUCUUCAUGA